AUGGCCCAUAUCUCAGCCACUGCGGAACAGGGUACCUACAGAUUUCAUGUUUCCAAGGGUCUCGCCGGGAACACCCUUGUAACCCUAACCAUCAUCCACUCUGUCCCUCAAGAUGUCAAUGCCUACAACAUAUCCCUCUUCCCUCAAGACCUCCUCAAGCUCUACCACCCAGAGCUGACCCUGCAACUCAUCAGCCAUGCCCCCACCCCCAUCAUCAAGGACAACGCCUACUUCAAGGACUGGGUCUACUUUGCCCAAGCUGCCAGCCUCUUCAAGUUCAAUCCCUCCCUCAAGCAACCUCUCCUCAAGGCCAUGAUGGACAGCCACCUCAUCAUCAAGCCCUCAACCUUCCCCCUGGCCCUCAUCAAAGGCAAGCAAACCAUCACUGUCGGCCAGCUGAUGGACUACCUCAGCCAGAUAGGCUGCAACACCAUCCGCCUCCAAGUCUAUGGCCAGAAGUGGCACCUCCUCACCCUCAAGUCCAACAUCGGAAACCUCAACCACCCACUUGCCCACCUCAACACAUUUGACCUCGGCACCAUGUAUGAUGAUCCACGCAUCACACUUGUCCAACCUGUGCAGUACAGUAACCCCAAGAUGACACUGUACCCCAUGCUUCUUCCCAUUGCCAUGGGCUAUGGCUCAGUCCACAUGGAUAUCGCCCUUGGAAAAGGUGAAAUGUACCAGGUCAAGGCAUACCCACAUCUGGUGCACUGCAUCAAGGCAGAGUCAGGCAAUCAAGCUCUCUGGGCACCAGACACUGUGAGGCGGGCUAGAGUACAACACACCAACCUCAAGAACCAGUUCAAGGCCAUGGAGAUCACACCACGCUCCAUCAUGGGUGGUCUCCACCUCGAGGUCACUGUCACUGCACCCACACUCAUGCUGGCCAAGGACAUCAUCCACAAGACUCCACUCCUCAACCUUGAUGCCUACCUGUAUGACAGACUGGAGCUGUUGCAUCCCUACCAGCUCAGGAUGAUCACCAUCACCAAGGCAGACUACCUGGCCAACCUCAAGCACCUCCUCACCAAGGCAGAGACAGUCAGGGCUUUCAUCGGCAGGGAUGAGUCAAAGCUGCAUGGCAACAAGAAGCAGAUCAUCCUUGACCUCUUCAAUGCCCUGGGAUGGAACACCGGACGCCUCAAGACCACUGCCUUCAAUGCUGCUGAUGCCUGGUGGCUGGAUGAAGAGGACCAAGAGCAGCCUGCUGCUGCACUGGUGCAGGAACCAGAGCCUACCCAUAUCACCCUGAACCACAUCAAGGGUGUGCCAGCCAUGAAGGCACUCUUCACAGCACUCAGGAAGCAGUUGCAAUGCCAUGCCUGCCCUGACCCAGGCUACACAUACACAUGGGAUGGUCAAGCCCAACAGUUCCGAAUCAAGUGCUCAGUGUGUGGCAGAAAGCUGAACCAGUCCCAGGCCAGGGAGCAUAUCCUCCAGCUUGUUACCCAGGAUGAGUUGAUCUUGCCAGAGGAGUUCCUGCCAGCCCCUGCCGAGUCAACUUGGUCUCCCUCCCCAGCUGAGCCAAUCACCACAGUGGAGCGUCUGCCCACUCCAGAGGCUCCAGCUGCCACCACCACCAUGCAGCUGCAUUCCAAGAUGGUCCAGGACCCUACAACAGCCAUGCAGAUGUCUUUGGAGAUCCCCUGGGUGCCCAUGCUCAACACUAUUGUCCCAAUGGAUGGUAUGGUGGAGGUACCACAUCUACCAAGGGUCAAGCGGUCCACCACAAUCAAGCCAGAUGGUAACUGUCUUUUUAGGGCUGUCAGCUACCAUGUCUAUGGUACUCAGGACCACCACAUGGAGGUCAGGAAAGAUGCAGUGGAGUGGCUCCAUAGCCAACCAUACUUGGUGGCCACCUUUGCUGCAGAGGGUAGUGGUCACCUUGGACCUGGUGCCUGGCUGGACCAGAUGGCCAAGGAAGGCACCUGGGGAGAUGAGCUCGCCCUUCUGGGACUCGCAGAGGCACACCACUGCAGCCUGUGGGUGUACUCUGACCAGCAUGACCUCCACACCACCUACCCAGGUGGAGCUGGUGGACCAUACCAGGGGCUCAUCCACCUGGGUGGCAACCACUAUGAGAUCCUGAGCUUGUGA
Molecule: messenger RNA, 2100 nt
Organism: Ustilago hordei
Lineage: Eukaryota; Fungi; Basidiomycota; Ustilaginomycetes; Ustilaginales; Ustilaginaceae
Exons: 2
Coding region: 1-2100 (699 amino acids)
Source: RefSeq, a predicted model, not a curated record